UCUUACUUACGCAGAGCGAUUUUUAACGAUGCAAUUUUUCUGCGAGUGAAACUUUUUUUUAAGUAUUUUACGGCAAUCACGGAAUUCGCCAAUAGAAGACGCAAAGCAUAUGCCAUGUUUCUUGAGGAGGUCUACCGCAUGAUGGCAUCUGGAGUGACUGUAGUCCUCUGUUGCUUCACUCUGCUCUUGCUGGCUCUCCAUAGUUGGCGGAGAGGACCAAGCUGCUCCUUGCCCCCGGGUCCCAGACCCUGGCCUCUAAUAGGCAACCUUCUCCAGCUGGGAGAACAGAUCCAUUUGUCCCUAACCAACCUGAGGUCUCAGUACGGAGAUGUGUUCCAGAUGAAGAUGGGUUCUCUUGUAGUGGUGGUUUUGAGUGGCUAUUCCACAAUCAAGGAGGCUCUGGUACGGCAAGGAGAGGCGUUUGCUGGGCGGCCUGAUCUUUUCACCUUCUCUGCAGUUGCUAAUGGCACCAGUAUGACGUUUAGUGAGAAGUAUGGUGAAGCUUGGUUACUUCACAAAAAGAUCUGCAGAAAUGCCCUGAGGAACUUCUCUCAAGCUGAAGCCCGGGACUCAAGUGCAUCUUGUCUCCUGGAGCAGUGUAUAUGUACAGAGGCGGUGGAGAUGGUCGAGGCUCUGAAGGUUCAGGGAGAUGAGGCUGGAGAUGGAGGGCUCGACCCUGUCAAGCUGCUGGUGACCUCGGUUGCCAAUGUGGUUUGCACACUGUGCUUUGGGAAGCGAUAUGCACAUAAUGAUAAAGAGUUCCUCACCAUCGUCCACAUCAAUAACGAAGUGCUGCGCAUCUUUGCUGCUGGAAAUCUGGCAGACUUUUUCCCCAUCUUCCGCUACCUGCCCAGUCCAUCUCUCAGAAAGAUGGUCCAAUACAUUGACAGGAUGAACAACUUUAUGGAGCGCAACAUCAAGGAACAUCUCAUCACUUUUGAUAGGAACUGUAUCCGGGACAUCACUGAUGCUCUGAUUGCGAUGAGUGAGGACAGACAGGAGGACGGGGAAAAAGCCAUGCUCAGCAACUCACAGAUCGUGCACAGUGUCAUUGACAUCUUUGGAGCUGGUUUUGACACUAUCAUCACAGGUUUACACUGGAGCCUUUUAUAUCUAAUCAAGUUUCCAGACAUUCAGGCUAAACUCUUCAGGGAGAUUGAUUACCAGGUUGGGAUGAACAGACUACCGCAGUUUAAAGACAAGCCAAAUAUGCCAUACACUGAAGCAUUCAUAUAUGAGGUGUUCCGCCAUGCAUCCUACAUGCCUUUCACUAUACCUCACUGCACAACUGAAAACAUUACACUCAAUGGAUACUUCAUUCCCAAAGACACAUGUGUGUUCAUCAACCAAUAUCAAGUCAAUCACGACAUGGAGAUUUGGGGUGAUGCAGAGUCCUUCAGACCAGAGCGGUUCCUCACUCAGUCUGGUCACCUAAAUAAAAACCUAACUGAGAAGGUAAUGAUAUUUGGAAUGGGAAUACGCCGUUGCCUUGGUGACAGCUUCGCCCGACUGGAGAUGUUUGUGUUCCUAACCACUCUGCUCCACUGUCUGCACAUAGAGAAUGUUCCGGGGCAGGAGCUUGAUCUGAGCUCCACAUUCGGGCUCACCAUGAAGCCCAAAUUGUUCCGAAUAAAAAUCUCACCUCGUAACUAAACAUUUCCGACUGUUACAUUAUAUGGCCACAAAGCAAGCGCAUAUUACACAAUACCACAGAGUCUUUGCUGAAGUCCUAGCACAAAGCUAAUGAUGGGAAUCGCUGGACUGAUAAGCUAAUUAGCCCCUCGACAGUAAUAAUUUCUCAUGGGAUCUUAUCUCUACCUCUAUUUUACUAUAAUAAAUUGAUUAAAGUUUGCUGCAGUAAAUACUGUACAUGCCUUGAAUCAUGCAAGAGUUCUGUUGUCACAACUUUUUGUUAAAUCAGUCUUGUUGUAGAGCAUUCUGGCUGCAGACAUGCACUCCCAGUCUCACAUGCAGUCUAAUUAAUUAUAUAAUAAUAAUAAAAAAAACAGACAUAUGGUUAUAAUCAGAAAUCUCAUUUUCUACACAUUUUUAUGUGAUAAGUGUUAAAAAUGUAUACAACAUUAUCCUUGCAGCUUAUUACCUGUUCCUUGACACAGAGUGCAUGUGAGCUGAGAGUGUAUCAGCAUGUUAUAACAUAAUUGUAACAUAUUUAUAUACUUGAAUGUAUGCUGUUGCACAUAUUUUUCAGUAUGUCUAUGCAAAAUUAGUGCUAAUGCAGGCACAACAAAUGUAAGGAGAGUUUAAGUCAUCUUAGCUUGAACUUUUUCAAGCUUUGAACUUGAAGUUCUGCCUGUUGAAUAGCUGCUUUUGUGUUAGAAAAUAAGUAUGCCUUUUAAAAGUGCAAGAGACAGAGAGAGAUAGAGCUUGUUUUAUAUAU
Xyrauchen texanus (razorback sucker) is the source of this 2398-nucleotide messenger RNA. RefSeq names its product cytochrome P450 1A1-like. Bases 115 to 1653 code for a protein of 512 amino acids. Lineage: Eukaryota; Metazoa; Chordata; Actinopteri; Cypriniformes; Catostomidae. Gene Ontology annotation, biological process: hormone biosynthetic process; progesterone metabolic process. The record is from RefSeq and is a predicted model, not a curated record. The transcript has 7 exons. Gene Ontology annotation, molecular function: heme binding; oxidoreductase activity, acting on paired donors, with incorporation or reduction of molecular oxygen, reduced flavin or flavoprotein as one donor, and incorporation of one atom of oxygen; iron ion binding.